Molecule: messenger RNA, 1119 nt
Organism: Trichoplax adhaerens
Lineage: Eukaryota; Metazoa; Placozoa; Uniplacotomia; Trichoplacea; Trichoplacidae
Exons: 4
Coding region: 1-1119 (372 amino acids)
Biological process (GO): spliceosomal tri-snRNP complex assembly
Source: RefSeq, a predicted model, not a curated record
AUGGAUCCUGAUAAAGCUAAGAGCUUAUUUGAAGAGGGUGCAGUUAUCAUCGUAGAAGAUAUGCCAGUUGGUAAUGAAUUUGGGAUUGAUUACAACUGGUGGAACACCGGUCAAAAAUUUCAAGGAUUGAAAAUGAUACCAGCUGGACUUCACUUUAUUUUUAGCCGAGCUUCUGUGACGUCGCAGACGAACAAAACUAAUAACACACUUAAUGCUAAUAUCAGUAAUGCAGAUUUAGGAUCUCGCUGUGGCUUUUUCCAUUUUUUUAAAAAGAGAGAGAUUAUGUGGCUGCAAUGGCAUAAGCGGAAUGAAAUAUUAGUUCAUAAAGAUAGUAGUCAAGAAGACUUAGAAAGAAUUAGGUGCAAUUUGAGAGAUUUAGAUCAAAAUCUUGGACCCUAUCCAUUUGAAAAUCAUGAAAAAUGGCGUUGUCUGUCUGAUCAUAUUACUGAAGAAAUAAUUCUUAAAAUGCAACCAUUGAAUAUCAUGAUAACCUCAGUAUCACAAUAUUUACCAAAGUCUUAUAAAUCAUCUAGGCAAAACAGAUAUGAAGCCAAAUCAGAAGAUAAUAUUGAUAUCAAACUAGAUCCUAAUUGUAUAUUAAGAUUUUCCGAUAUACCAAAACGUAAAUUUCCUAAUUCGUCAACGCCAAGCGAAAUCACAAUUCACAGCAUGGAUAAGAGUUAUACGCUGGAUUACGUUAUUGAGAACUGCCACAACAAUAAUGAAAAUCAACUACUUGGAGAAUUACAAUUAUCGUUUAUCUGUUUCCUUGUUGCGCAAGUUUAUGAAGGUUUUGAGCAAUGGAAACGAAUUGUAGAUUUACUUUGUUCAUGUCAAAGUAUAGUCAGUAAAAGAGCAGAAUUAUAUAGGAGUUUUUUACGAAUAUUUAGUGAUCAAUUACGAGAAGUACCCGAAGAUUUUUUUGUUGAUAUUGUUACGAGGGAUAACUUCCUAGUUACCAAGUUGAAUGAACUAUUUUCAACUCUACAAGAUUCCUCUUUAACCAAUACAGAACUAAUGACUGAGGCCAACGACUUUCGUCAGACUCUAACGGCUCGAUUUCAAUGGGAUUUUGAAAGUGAACCUGACGAAUUUGCUCCAAUUGUUGUAAUGGAAUGA